Molecule: messenger RNA, 879 nt
Organism: Phymastichus coffea
Lineage: Eukaryota; Metazoa; Arthropoda; Insecta; Hymenoptera; Eulophidae
Gene: Trf
Exons: 5
Coding region: 94-819 (241 amino acids)
Biological process (GO): DNA-templated transcription initiation
Molecular function (GO): DNA binding; RNA polymerase II general transcription initiation factor activity
Source: RefSeq, a predicted model, not a curated record
UCCAUAUGUAAGCAGAUGUGAGAAGGGUCAAGCGUUAAUGGGGUUGUUUGUACGGAUAGCAAUUUUACAUAAAAAAUAAAUGUAUCUUUGACGAUGGCUAUGGCAUUACAAAGUGAUCACGAGAUUAAGCGGCUUCUCGCGACUCCGGUAAAAAAUGUUGGGAAACAAAGUUUUAUGGCACCGCCACUCACGACCAACGUACCAAGACCGAACACCUCACAGGUAAAUCCACAAAUAGGGAUGAUACCAAUGGUACCAGUCAGCGGUGGUACCAAGGAACACGACGAACCUAUUUUACAAAAUGUUGUGUCGACGGUGAAUUUGAGUACAGAAUUGAAUCUAACUUAUAUUAAUGUGAGGACGAGAAAUUCAGAGUACAAUCCUGCUAGAUUUACUGGUUUAGUGAUGAGGAUACGAAAUCCUAAAGCAACUGCUCUGAUUUUUCGUUCAGGUAAAUUAGUAUGUACUGGAGCAAGAUGUGAAGAAGAUUCAUUUCUAGCAUCCAAGAAAUUUGCAAGAAUCAUUCAGAAACUUAAUUUUCCAGUCAAGUUUAAAGACUUCAAAAUUCAAAAUAUUGUGGCUACUGCUGACUUUAAGUUUCCAAUCAAAUUAGAAGAUAUGUGUCAAGGACAUCAUCAAUUCGCUAGUUAUGAACCUGAGUUGUAUCCAGGUUUAAUAUACAGAAUGGUACUCCCAAGAGUAGUAUUACUAGUUUUUGUGAAUGGAAAAGUUGUACUGACAGGUGCAAAGAAUCGACAAGACCUAAAAGACGCAAUGCGUGUGAUAUAUCCAGUUAUUAAAAGCUAUAGAAAGCAGUAACUCUUUCAACAUUUAAACUACAAUGCUAUAAGUUUUAAUAAUUAAUUUAUUUGUAUUUAU